Molecule: messenger RNA, 1282 nt
Organism: Cuculus canorus (common cuckoo)
Lineage: Eukaryota; Metazoa; Chordata; Aves; Cuculiformes; Cuculidae
Gene: FAM43B
Product: family with sequence similarity 43 member B
Exons: 2
Coding region: 188-1078 (296 amino acids)
Source: RefSeq, a predicted model, not a curated record
CGUCCCCGCAGCAGCCGUCGCUCCCGCAGCAGGCGCAGGCAGCAGCCGGAACGUGGCGGUUCCUUCGGCCAAAGCAGCUUGAGCAUCCUCCAUACGCAGACAGCAUUGGAUACGGCAGCUGCAUCCCAUCGCCUUGGGGGUUGAGAUUAGCGGAGGUGGCCAGGGAGGGCCCCUCGGUGGAGCAGAGAUGCUGCCCUGGCGCCGGAGCAAGUUUGUGCUGGUGGAAAAUGAACGUAAGUGCAAAGGGAAGAGCCUGGGGCCAGGAUUGAGCUACGCCGCGUUGCUGGCAGGCUUCCUACGCUCCUGUCCGGACCUUCUGCCCGACUGCCCACUUGAACGGCUGGGCAGUGUCUUUCGUGGCAAACGCCAGAAAGUGGAGCUGAACAAGGAGGAUCCGACAUACACGGUGCGGUACCUGGGAAAUGCCGUCACCCUGCAUGCCAAGGGUGAGGGCUGCACGGAGGAGGCGGUGGGCAAAAUCUGGGCUAAGAGUGAUGCAGGGGCUGGUGGAGCCAAGAUGAAGCUGACGUUGGGACCCCAAGGCAUCCGUAUGACGCCCUGCGAGAAGGGAGCCCGCCGGCCGGGCCACGCGUACCUCCUACACCGCAUCACCUACUGCGCCGCCGACCGCCGGCAUCCCAAAGUCUUCGCUUGGGUUUACCGGCACCAGGUGAAGAACAAGGCGGUGGUGCUGCGCUGCCACGCCGUCCUGGUCUCCAAAGCCGACAAGGCACGCGCCAUGGCCCUGCUCCUCUACCAGACCUCCGCCUCCGCCUUCAACGAGUUCAAGCGCUUCAAGAGGCAGAACGAUUUCCGCCACAUCCAACAGCAGCUCCUUGGAGAUGCCAUCGUCCCCUUGGUCCCUCUCCGCCGCCUGCUCAAUGCCAAGUGUCCCUACCGCCCACCCGCCGAGAGGACCCGCUGCGCUCCACGUCUCAGCUCCAUCAUGGAAGAGGAGGAGGAGGAGGCCUUUGGCACUGGGACACCUCACGGGGACGGCGGUCCUGCUGCCGUGUUGCAUCUGGCCAGGGAGAUGCGGGGGUGCAGCUUGCGUGGCCCCCGACCCCCGGUGCUCUGAGCAGCGGCGCAUCACCCCAUUUUGGGGAUGGGGUGCCUUCCUCACUCCCCAAGCUGAAGUUGGACACUGCUUGGGGACAAAUCUGGAUGAGACGGCAGCUUCAUUUGCAAGGAAGUCCCUUGGCGGGGGUGGGUAUUGUACCCCAAGAUCCCCCUCGCACAUGAACCUGCUCUCGUGCCUCCUCUGCAGCAGCCAUAAUAAAGU